AUGGGAACAGCACAAGCGUACUUCAUGGCUGCUUCAAUCCAACACCCAAAGAUUGUUAAGAAAUACACCGGUAAGUUCAAGAGACAUCACUCUGACAGAUACCACAGAGUUGCCGAAAACUGGAGAAAGCAAAAGGGUAUUGACUCUUGUGUCAGAAGAAGAUUCAGAGGUACCAUUCCUCAACCAAACAUUGGUUAUGGUUCCAACAAGAAGACCAAGCACAUGACUCCAUCUGGUCACAAGGUCUUAUUAGUCAAGAACGUUAAGGAUUUGGAAGUUUUAUUAUUACACACUAAAUCUUAUGCUGCUGAAAUUGCUCACAAUGUUUCUGCUAAGAACAGAGUUGAAAUUGUUGCUAAGGCUAAGAAAUACGGUGUUAAGGUUACCAAUCCAAAGGGUAGAGUUUCUUUAGAAGCUUAA
Molecule: messenger RNA, 420 nt
Organism: Hemisphaericaspora subhashii
Lineage: Eukaryota; Fungi; Ascomycota; Pichiomycetes; Serinales; Debaryomycetaceae
Gene: RPL32
Product: 60S ribosomal protein eL32
Exons: 2
Coding region: 1-420 (139 amino acids)
Biological process (GO): translation
Cellular component (GO): cytosolic large ribosomal subunit; ribosome
Molecular function (GO): structural constituent of ribosome
Source: RefSeq, a predicted model, not a curated record